CACUCCAGCUGGAUGAAUAGUACGUGUGUGUGUGUGUGUGUGUGCAUUCAGUUGUCCAGAAAACCUCUCCCAGCCAGAACCCCAAAACUCAGCCAACAAGCCAGCAAGGCAUGAGCUCACAGGGGGAGCAGAUCAGUAUGGAGCCUAUCAGUAACCUUGGACGGAGCAGGAGAUCCACUUUAAACAUAAACCACUAUGCCACCAAAAAAACCCUGGCAGAAAGCAUGUUGGACGUGGCUCUGUUCAUGGCGAAUGCAACACAACUAAAAGCGGUGCUGGAACAGGGACCAGGCUUCACUUACUACAUCACACUCAUCACGCUCAUCAGCUUAUCACUGGCUCUGCAGUUAAUAAUUGGUGUUCUAUUAAUUAUCAUUGCUCGUAGAAACAUAAAUGACACCGAGAAACACGAACGGCUUGACCUGCUGAACAAUGUGGCCACUGGCUUAGUCUUCUUGACUGUGCUUAUUAACAUAUUCAUCACAGCGUUUGGUGUUCAAAAAAGCGGACUUUACCCAUCCAGAGGGCCACGUUAAGUCCACUGAACAGGUCCUGCGAACAUAUGCCAAGGUUCGAAACCCCAGUAUUCAGCUGUUCUUCAUCCCCAAUUCAUGUUUUGAGUAUCUAACAGCUUGAACCCCACUGUGUAUUUUAUUAAUAAAUAUUUUAAUGUAAAGGA
Messenger RNA from Pelobates fuscus (common spadefoot toad), 679 nucleotides. It is a transcript of the gene NINJ2, whose product is annotated as ninjurin 2. The record is from RefSeq and is a predicted model, not a curated record. The coding region runs from base 111 to 536 and encodes 141 amino acids. Gene Ontology annotation, biological process: tissue regeneration; cell adhesion. The transcript is spliced from 4 exons. Lineage: Eukaryota; Metazoa; Chordata; Amphibia; Anura; Pelobatidae. Gene Ontology annotation, cellular component: membrane.